Messenger RNA from Adineta steineri, 2679 nucleotides. The record is from the annotation of a GenBank genome assembly. NCBI's taxonomy places the organism in Eukaryota, Metazoa, Rotifera, Eurotatoria, Adinetida, Adinetidae.
AUGAUUGAAAAAUGGAAUACAUCAUUGUCAUUUUCUGAUUAUUAUGAAGCAUGUGCACCAACUUAUUGUACUUAUACUCAAAUAAAACAUGCAACAAGUUUCACCGAAUUAUUAGUGACACUGAUUUCGACGAUUGGUGGUCUUGUUAUUGUAUUACGACUAAUUACAUUCCAAUUCGUUAAAAUUGUUUUUAGUUUAUUACGAACAAAAACGAAUCAACGUCAACAAGUUCGUCGAAAAUUACUUGAUCGAUUCAACAUGUUAUUGUCUAAACUGAAAACAUUUUUAUCUAUAAAAGUGUUGAAUUUAAAUAUAUUUCCUGCACGAAUAUUCGGAAGUAAGAUCGACCGAUUAACGGUGAAACAUCUUGGUCAAUGGUCAACUCGUCUUUAUCUUACUCUUUUAAGCAUCAUUUUUGUCAUUUUAACUCUUUAUACAAUUAUUCAACCACAAACAUUGACCAAAUCCUGUUCAACACCAUCAUUAAAUGUCGAUAAGAAUCUAAUGAAGGAUUAUAGUGAUGAACUUGAAUAUCCAUGUUCAAUGAUUUCAUCUCCAUAUGAUGAAUAUGUUCAAAUUCAACCAAUAUUUCAUCAGAUUUGUUCAAGUGAUUUGAUUUCAAAUGAAUGGAGAUUAAAUAUCACAGCAAAUUUAGUUUCUAAUUUAUCUGCUUAUAAUCAAAAAGAUUAUCGUCUAUUUCUCUCGACCCAUUUACAAUUUUUAAAUGGAUUAUGCCAACUCUCCAUGCAAACAGUACAUCAAUCUAUUCAACAAUCUUUAUCUUCAUUAAUGAUUACUAAACAAUUAUUAUCAGAAGAGAACCUUAAUUUACAUAUUGAUUCAAUGAUUAAUGAAGCAAAAUCCAAUGCUCCUUCAAAGCUCAUUCGUCUACUUUCGUUACUUCGAGCUACAAAUCAUGGCAAUGCAAUUGUCUCAUCGUAUGGAACUAAUUAUCAAUACAAAGCUUCUGUUUAUAAUACAUUUUCGACCACUUUAUAUACUCAAGCAAUGAUCUAUGAUAAUAACUGUUCAUGUCAAUUGAAUUCUACUUGUAUUACCGAUGCUUCUUUUAUCAAGACAAAUUCAACACAACCUAUAACAAUUAAAGGUUUGAAAAUGGGCUGUACACCGAGUGAAUCAUUGCUGGCAUCAACUCUCGAAUGUUUUUAUGAUCAAUCAUGUAUUAAUCUUAUUCAAACAAUGACAGGAUACAAUAAAAAUAUCACUCCAAUUCCUCUCAACAUAACUAAUAGUCGAUUUCUAAUGAAUAUGACUGUGAUAAAUCUUAUCAACGAUCUAUUUAUUGAAAAAUGGUCAACAAUAAUGAAUUAUUCAUCAUAUUUUAAUCGAUGUUCACCAAUGAUCUGUUCAUAUACAUAUAUUCAACAACUGAAUACUUUCUAUACACUAAUUUAUUUACUUGGUUUAUAUGGUGGUUUAACAAUCAUUCUCAAAUGGAUCUCUCCGAAAAUUUUUUAUUUUAUAAACAAAAUUUAUCAACGUCGAAAGAAAACAAUUAGCCCGAUUGAACCAAUAUCUACUAUUGAAGGUGCAGCUAUCGAAAUAAUGGACGCAAAUAAUAUCAACAAUACCACUGCGCCUUCACAAUCGAAAAAUUUAUUUUCGAUAUCACCAAGUUAUUGGAUCAUCGAUUUAACAGUGUUUAUACUUGUGACAAUAGGCAUUCUUAUUUCAUUUAUUUAUGUUCGUCAAGAAAGAAAGAAUCAUUCUACAUCAACAGAAUCACCUACCAUAUCAACUUCAACAACAACAACGUCAGAACCAAAACUCAACAAAUGGAAACAAGAUGGCAUCACUGUGGCUGGUGGAAAUGGAGAAGGACAAGAAUUAAAUCAAGUCAGUUAUCCUCCUCAAACCUUUAUUGAUAAAAAGAAAAAUAUUUUUAUUGUUGAUCGUGACAAUCAUCGUAUUAUUGAAUGGAAAUAUAAUGCAAAGGAAGGACAAAUCAUUGCAGGUGGAAAUGGGUACGGAGAUCAAAUAGAUCAAUUAUAUGAUCCAACAGAUGUGAUUGUUGAUCAACAAGAUCAUUCUAUCAUCAUUGCUGAUUGUGGGAAUGAACGAGUGAUUCAAUGGAUGAAUCAAAACCAACAGAUUCUCAUCAAAAAUAUUUACUGUUAUGGCUUGACAAUGGAUAAAAAUGGAUUUCUUUAUGUUUCUGAUUGGCUUAAGAAUGUAGUGAGACGAUGGAAAAUGGGCGAAUAUAACAAUGAAGGAAUUAUAGUAGCAGGCGGAAAUGGAAAAGGAAAUCAACUCAAUCAAAUCAGUUAUCCUCGUUUUAUCUUUGUUGAUGAAGAUCAAUCUGUUUAUGUAUCAGAUGAGGACUACAAUCGUGUGAUGAAGUGGAGAAAAGAUGCAAAAGAAGGAACAAUUGUGGCUGGAGGAAAUGGUCUAGGAGGAAAUCUCAAUCAAUUGGCUUCACCUCGAGGAGUAAUUGUUGAUAACUUGGGUCAAAUCUAUGUAGCAGAUUGUUGGAAUCAUCGAAUAAUGCGUUGGUGUGAUGGUAAAGAAGAAGGUGAAAUUGUUGUUGGUGGAAAUGGUCAAGGAAAUCAACCAAAUCAAUUAUAUCAUCCUUUUGGUAUAUCCUUUGAUGACGAAAGAAACCUUUACGUUGCUGAUCUGAGAAAUCAUCGAAUUCAAAAAUUUGAAAUAAUAUUGUAA